AUUUUGUUCAAUUACAUCAUAUGCGCUUGUUUUUCUGUUGAUUGCGGAUCUAUCAAGAAGAUACAUAGAUCCAGAUUUCAGAACCUACCAACCCCACCAUUUCCCUUCUUCGGUGCUUCAAUACUAUUUGUAUACCUUACAAACAAAAAUCUCUUGAAUCCCGGGUUACAUUCUUCCUCUAAGAUGGGGAGGAGCUGGUUUCUGGCUCUUAUCCUCCUCCAAAUCAUUCCAUCGAAAACUGCUUUUACUGUUGGUGGUGGUGUGAGUAUUGGCGGAGGUAGGGGCGGGGGCGGAAGUGUUUGGGUUGGUGGAGGAAUCAACCCUCGCACACCAUCUGGGUCUCCAAAUUCAAGGCUAAGCAACGCUUACACAGCCCUUCAAGCCUGGAAAUCUGCAAUAACAGAUGAUCCACUUGGCAUUCUACACAGUUGGGUUGGAAACAAUGUCUGUUCUUAUAAAGGGGUUUUCUGUGUGGAUCCUCAAGAAGAAAUGUCCGGAGCACCGGGGCUUGUUGUUGCAGGAAUAGAUCUCAACCAUGCCAACCUCCAAGGCACUCUAGUCAAGGAACUCUCCCUCCUCUCAGACCUCACUCUCCUUCACCUUAACAGUAACAGAUUCACGGGUACAGUUCCAGAUGCCUUCGGAGAUCUCUCAUCUCUCACAGAGUUGGACCUCAGUAACAACCACUUCUCUGGUCCCUUCCCUACGGUCACUCUUCUCAUUCCAAACCUCAUUUACUUGGACCUAAGAUUCAACUACUUCUCAGGUCCCAUCCCGGAAGAGCUUUUCAACAAGAGACUGGACGCCAUCUUCCUCAACAACAACCAGUUUGAGGGCCAGAUUCCUUCAAAUUUUGGGAACUCACCAGCUUCUGUGAUAAAUUUAGCAAAUAACAAGUUCAGUGGAAACAUCCCUCCCAGUUUUGGUUACAUGGGUACUGCACUGAAGGAGGUGUUGUUCCUCAACAACCAGUUAACAGGUUGCAUUCCUGAGGGAGUGGGGUUUCUGACGCAAGUGGAAGUCAUGGACGUGAGCUUCAAUUCGUUGACGGGUCAUUUGCCGGACUCGAUAUCCUGCUUGAAUGAAAUUGAGGUUCUCAAUAUUGCUCAUAACCAGCUAUCCGGGGAUCUACCUGACCUGGUUUGUUCUCUGAGGAGUCUUCUUAAUCUUACUGUUUCUCACAAUUUCUUUUCUGGAUUUAGCCAGGAAUGCACCAAGUUGUUCUUCAGGAACGUGGGGUUUGAUUUCUCAGGGAACUGCAUUCCUGGAAAGAAUAUGCAGAGGCCUCAACCAGAGUGUUCUGUGAUACCCGGAGAUGGGUUGAGUUGUCUGAGGAUCCCUUCACCAAGGCCCCUGGUCUGUGGUUCAAUAGAUCAGACACCACAGGUCAAUCCUAGCACUUCUUCUUACAAGUUAGCUCCUUCCAACUCUCAUCCAUGAGAGAGAGAGAGAGAGAGAGAGAGGGAGGGGAGGGGGGGGGACCAUUACAUCUCUGUAUCACAGAGUCGGUGUUUGUUUCAUUUAAUGAGGGUAGUUAUGACUUAUGAACCAGAGCUUCAGGCAUUUAUUUUUUACAUGAAUGAAUUCAGUAAUGAAUUCAGUAUCCUGAUUUCUGAAUGGAUUAUUGUUUGUUUCCCUAUUUUGUAUAGAUAAGAAUCAAGAUGUAUGAAAAGACCAAAAGGAUAAAAGUAAGGAUUUAUUUGUCUUC
Molecule: messenger RNA, 1708 nt
Organism: Nelumbo nucifera (sacred lotus)
Lineage: Eukaryota; Viridiplantae; Streptophyta; Magnoliopsida; Proteales; Nelumbonaceae
Source: RefSeq, a predicted model, not a curated record